AAAACAUUUACCAAAAUUAAAACCUUUACCACUAUGCUAAGGUAAACUUAUGUUUCUUCAAAAAAAAAAGGUAAACUUAUGUUUCUUCAAAAAAAAGGUAAACUUGAUGUUAAAAAAAUAUUUUUCUCAAAUUGAUUGAGACUUGAAAAAUCCAACUUUUUGGUAGGUGCACAACUAUGAUAACUUGCUAAGCUCAACAUUCUUCCUCUGUUUCAUCACUUCAUUCCUCUGUCCUUCCCCUGCUUUCUCCUCACUUUAUUAUUGUAUCAACUUUGCCUUUACUUUUCUUUGUUUUGCUCCUCUUUAUAUACAUAUAUACAUACCAUUACUUAGCUUUACUACUGCCCCCAGCCCCCCACUUCCUAUUUUUUCCUACAAUAAUUUCAUCAUAAUAAUCCAUUUUCUACAAAAAUAUUCAUUCUUGAUUCCUUUUUCUCUCUUUUUCCAACAAUAAUUCACCUUUCCCCUGUUUGUGAUACUCCUCAUAAUACUUAACCAGCAAUUAAUUGCCAUAUUUCCAUCUUCCCACAAAUUUUUAUUCUUUUUGUGGAAAACCCUUUUGUGGGUUUCAUUAAUUCCAAAAAAAUAAAAUCCACAAGUAUUGAAAUUUUAAUUUCUAGAACUUCCCACAAUAUUUUGUAAAAAACCCAUUUUUUGUAAGAAAAACCCAAGUGUUUAAAUUCUACUGGGUUAGUGAAAAAAAAGUUUUAAACUUUCCCACAAAAAAAAAAAAAAAAAAUAAAAAAAAAAAAUGAAGAAGAUGGGAGGGUUUGUAUAUAGUGAAGUAAGGUGCAUGGUAGUUAUGAUGGGGUUGAUUUUAAUGGUGAUGGGUGUAAAUGGAAAUAGUAUAGGGGUAAAUUUGGGAACACAAGCAACACAUCCAUUACCAGGAAAUAUAUUGGUUCAAUUGUUAAAAGAUAAUGGAAUUACAAAGGUGAAAUUAUUUGAGCCAGAUCCUUAUGCUUUGAAAGCUUUGGGAAAAUCAGGAAUUGAGGUUAUGAUUGGUAUUCCAAAUGAUUUGUUGGCUCCUUUGUCAAGUGAUAUGAAAGCUGCUGAAAAUUGGGUUGCCAAAAAUUUGUCUUCUUAUGUUUCUUCCAAUGGAGUUAAUGUCAGAUAUGUUGCGGUUGGCAAUGAACCAUUUUUGAAGACACUGAAUGGAACCUAUGAUGCCAUGACACUUCCUGCCCUUCAGAACAUCCAAUCAGCACUAAUAAAAGCUGGCCUAGCCAAUCAAGUGAAAGUCACUAUCCCUCUAAAUGCCGAUGUAUAUGAAACUGCAUCCAAUGUCCCUUCUGGAGGGGACUUUCGUUCUGACAUCAGUGAUCUCAUGUUGAAAAUCAUUAAAUUCUUGAAUGACAAUGCGUGUCCUGUCACCAUAAACAUAUAUCCCUUCAUAAGCCUCUACAAUGACCCCAAUUUCCCUGUAGACUACGCCUUCUUUGAUGGAUUUUCAUCUCCCCUGGAUGACAAUGGAAAGACAUAUACCAAUGUUUUCGAUGCUAACUACGACACACUCGUUUGGUCCCUUCAGAAGAAUGGAUUUUCAAACAUGACAAUCAUAGUAGGAGAGAUUGGGUGGCCUACUGAUGGAGACAAGAAUGCUACCCCUACCAGUGCUCGGAAGUUCAACCAAGGGUUAAUUACUCACCUCUCAGGAGGCAAAGGCACGCCUAUGAGGCCAAGUGGUCCUAUCGAUGUUUACCUGUUUAGCCUCAUUGACGAAGAUAACAAAAGUAUCCUACCAGGAAACUUUGAGAGGCAUUGGGGGAUCUUCAACUAUGACGGGACCCCAAAGUACCAGCUUAACCUUGGAUUGACAAAGACUGGGACUCUGAUUCCAGCAAAAGGGGUUGAAUAUCUGGCAAAAAAAUGGUGUGUUUUGUCUUCCACAGCCAAUAUAAGUGAUCCUCAAGUAGUCUCGAGUGUGAGCUACGCCUGUGGACAUGCUGAUUGUACCAGCCUUGGGUAUGGAACGUCAUGCAGCAAUCUGGAUGCACCAGGGAAUAUAUCUUACGCGUUUAACAUGUAUUAUCAGGAACAAAACCAGCAGGAUAAGGCAUGCCAGUUCCCUGGCGGUAUCUCUGCUGUCACAACAAAAGAUCCGUCUGCUGGGACAUGUCGAUUUAUUGUUCAGAUCAAGAGUGAUCCAAGUGCAGGGGCAAGCAGUAGUGCCGGUUCUGGUUCUGGUUCAAGUUAUGGUUCUGUAAAAGCUGCUGCUAAUCUUCUAUUCUUUAUGUUCAUAAUGGUUAUUACCAUUUUGUAAAUUCUGGGCUGAAAUACUCAAAUUUUCGCUCCCUUUUUUCUGUAUUUUGUUUUUCUUGAUGAUCAGACUGUUUUGUGAAGAAUAGGUUGUACCAUUCUGAAGAUUGAAAUGGUUUAAGAUAAAUACUUCGUGUUAAGAUGAACUACUUGACAAGUUGACAUUCUUCA
Chenopodium quinoa (quinoa) is the source of this 2430-nucleotide messenger RNA. RefSeq names its product glucan endo-1,3-beta-glucosidase 5-like. The record is from RefSeq and is a predicted model, not a curated record. NCBI's taxonomy places the organism in Eukaryota, Viridiplantae, Streptophyta, Magnoliopsida, Caryophyllales, Amaranthaceae. Gene Ontology annotation, cellular component: plasma membrane. Gene Ontology annotation, biological process: carbohydrate metabolic process. The transcript has 3 exons. Gene Ontology annotation, molecular function: hydrolase activity, hydrolyzing O-glycosyl compounds. Bases 752 to 2263 code for a protein of 503 amino acids.